AUGUCACCACCUCUCUCUGGAAAAGUUGCCAUCGUUACGGGCUCGUCGCGCUCGAUUGGCGCCGCCAUCGCUCAGCAGCUCGCAGCCGAUGGCGCUGACAUCGUGGUCAAUUAUGUCUCCAACCCCAGUGCCGCCGCUUCCGUUGUGAAAUCCAUCAACAAGGCCAGCAUUGGCAAGGCUAUGAGUGUGCAGGCCGAUGUAGGGUCCAAGGGCGGUGCACAACGGCUUAUUGACGAGGCCGUGCGAGUGUUCGGCAAACUCGACAUCCUUGUCCUGAACGCAGCGAUCAUGGACAACGCACUUCUAGCAGAUGUCACUGAAGAGGACUACGACAAGCACUUCAACACCAAUGUCAAGGCUCCGUUGUUCAUGAUCCAGGCUGCUGUGCCUUUGAUGAAGGAUGGCGGCCGAAUCAUCAUGCUGAGCACGUCGCUCACGCACAACUCUGUCAUCCCUGCCAACUAUCUCUUGUACGCUGCCACCAAGGGCGCGAUUGACCAGAUGACUCGUGUCCUUGCGAAGGACCUUGGAUCGCGCGGGAUCACUGUUAACGCCAUCGCGCCUGGUCCGAUCGACACUGACCUAUUCCGGAACGGCAAAUCGGAGCAACUCAUCAAUUUCCUCGCGAAUGGACACCCAGCGAAGCGCAUUGGGCGACCAGAUGAGAUCAGUCCCAUCGUUGCGUUCCUUGCAAGCGGGCAGGCUAGUUGGGUGAACGGUCAAGUGAUCAUGGUGAAUGGGGGGUACACCGUGUAG
Fibroporia radiculosa is the source of this 756-nucleotide messenger RNA. RefSeq lists its product as uncharacterized. NCBI's taxonomy places the organism in Eukaryota, Fungi, Basidiomycota, Agaricomycetes, Polyporales, Fibroporiaceae. Gene Ontology annotation, molecular function: oxidoreductase activity. The record is from RefSeq and is a predicted model, not a curated record. The coding region runs from base 1 to 756 and encodes 251 amino acids. The transcript has 3 exons.